Pollicipes pollicipes is the source of this 1571-nucleotide messenger RNA. Its product is annotated as sonic hedgehog protein A. The record is from RefSeq and is a predicted model, not a curated record. The transcript has 3 exons. Gene Ontology annotation, molecular function: calcium ion binding; patched binding. Lineage: Eukaryota; Metazoa; Arthropoda; Thecostraca; Pollicipedomorpha; Pollicipedidae. The annotation marks the transcript as partial. Gene Ontology annotation, biological process: cell-cell signaling; regulation of gene expression; cell fate specification.
CUGACCUGGCUGCUACUGGCCGACGCGCGCGCCUGCGCGCCCGGCCGCGGACAUUACCGGCGCCGGUCGCCGCGCAAGCUCACGCCGCUCGUGUACAAGCAGCACGUGCCGAACGUGAGCGAGAACACGCUGGGCGCGUCCGGCCUACCCGAGGGUGCCAUCACGCGCCAGGACCCGCGCUUCCGCGAGCUGGUGCCAAACUACAGCGAGGACGUCAUCUUCAAGGACGAGGAGGGCACCGGCGCCGACCGUCUGAUGACGCAGCGGGGGAAGGAGAAGCUGAACACGCUGGCCAUCUCGGUGAUGAACCAGUGGCCGGGCGUGCGGCUGCGCGUGACAGAGGGCUGGGACGAGAGCGGCCUGCACGCGCCGCAGUCGCUGCACUACGAGGGCCGCGCCGUCGACAUAACCACCUCGGACCGCGACCGCAGCAAGUACGGCAUGCUGGCGCGGCUGGCCGUCGAGGUCGGCUUCGACUGGGUCUACUUCGAGUCGCGCUCGCACAUCCACUGCUCCGUCAAGUCAGUCGUGACGCGCGGAAACGGCCAAGGUGCUGCUUUUCGGCGACAAGGGGCAGUGCUGGCCGACGGCCGGCGGCGCCGCUUCACCAGCUGCGGAGACGCGACGGUCGUCAAGGCGGUGGACGAGAGCGGCGCCGUGGUCGACAGCGAGGUGAUCCUCUGGCUGGACCGUGACCCGACCGAGCGUCGGCUCUUCUAUCGGCUGACAACGGCGUCCGGCCGUCGGCUGACCGUCACGCCCGGCCACCUGCUCUACGUGCUGGACGCGGCCAGCGCCGCCGCCGGCAACGUCACGGCGCUGGACGCGCGCGUCACCUUCGUCAAACACGUGAUCGAGGGCGACUACGUUCUAGUCGGGCGGCCGGCGGGCGGCGCGCCAGCGGCCGAGCGCGUGGCCGCCGUGGACCUGGUGACUGGGCGGGGCGUGUACGCGCCCCUCACGCGGCACGGCACCGUGCUCGCCAGCGACGUGCUCGCCUCGUGCUACGCCAUGGUGGACGACCAAAGCACGGCGCACGCCGCCUUCCUGCCCGUGCGCUGGGCGGUGAACGUACGCGACUUUGUUAUGCAUUUGUUGGAACAGUUUGGCGGCGGGCGGGCGCCGCGGCGGGCGCUGGUCGCGGCCGUCGAGCCCUCGUCCGGCGUGCACUGGUACGCCAGCCUGCUCUACGCGCUCUCCGACUACGUCCUGCCCCGUGAUAUGAUGCUGGACUGAGCCGGACGGGCGCCCGGACGCGUGCCGCGUGCAGGACGUGGUGGCGCGGCGGACGUGUUGUUGGUCCGGCGCGCGCGCGUAGAGGAUUUGACACGUGCGGUCGUUGGGUGUAUGCGUGCGCGUUGUCCGAGCUUGUCUGCGAUAUGCGCGUCUGUUUAUGCCACAUUUUAUCAUUAACUCAUCGGCGGAAGAGCUAUUUAUUUGCCGGGGCGGGACACUGUACAUUGUCACGGAUCGGCGCCGCGCAGCCCACCAUGUGCGCUCUCGUGUUUGCUGUGCUGCUUUAUGGCGUGAGCGAUGUUUCCGACAAGCAUCAAAUAUAGGAGACUGACUGA